Molecule: messenger RNA, 531 nt
Organism: Trichoderma aggressivum f. europaeum
Lineage: Eukaryota; Fungi; Ascomycota; Sordariomycetes; Hypocreales; Hypocreaceae
Exons: 1
Coding region: 1-531 (176 amino acids)
Cellular component (GO): extracellular region
Source: RefSeq, a predicted model, not a curated record
AUGGUGAACUUUACCAAAAUCCUCCUACUUGCUUCAACCACCGCUGCGAUCAUCCUCCCCCGCGACGCGACUACAGUUGAGAAUGAUAUAAACCAAAGAAUUGGUCCCCAAUGGACCACCCUCGGCAACAACAUAAAUGGCUAUCCUGCAAGUGGCUUACAAGGCGCCUUUAAUAUUCAUGAUUAUGCGCAGAGUCUCGUUACUAUCACGAAUGAUGCAACUGGCAACGUCAACGCUGCCGGUUCGUUUUCCGAAGCAGACGGCACCACUAUUCUCGCAGACUUACAGUCCCUCGUCCACACGUUUCUUGGCACACUGUCGGCUAUAGGAGAUCAGGCGCUGGCCUGGGGCAAUUUGCAAGGUGGACAAGCUGUGAUUCUUAGUGAUCUCCAAGGCCUAAACUCGUCUUUUAUUGGCUUCUUCGAUGCGUUGAUAGCAGCUUCGCCUGCUGACCUUGUUCCCGCGGUUACGAGUGUCAGGACGCAAGUUGCGGAAGGCUUCAAUAGCGCCAUUGCCCCUUAUUCUGGUUAG